AUGGGCUCGUGUGACCCCCAGGGCCCGGCCCACCUCGCCCUCCCCGGCCUUCCUCGGCGGCGCCGCGCCCGGAUCCCGGCCCACCCGGGCCGCAGAGAGUUCGGAACAGACCGCGGGGAGGAGGGCGCCGGGGCGCCCGGCCCCCGCGGGGACCCCCCUCCCGACCUCCAGCCCCCGACCACCUGCUGCAUGAGCGGCUGCCCCAACUGCGUGUGGGUGGACUACGCCGAGACGCUGCUGCGCCACUACCAGGACGGGGGCGAGCGCGCCCUGGCCGCGCUGGACAGCCAUGUGACCGACGAGAACCUCAAGGCCUUCAUCCGCAUGGAGAUCCAGCUCCGGGCCAGGGCCGGCCGCUGA
This is a messenger RNA of Sorex araneus (European shrew), 360 nucleotides long. It is a transcript of the gene OXLD1, whose product is annotated as oxidoreductase like domain containing 1. The coding region runs from base 1 to 360 and encodes 119 amino acids. Gene Ontology annotation, cellular component: mitochondrion. The record is from RefSeq and is a predicted model, not a curated record. The transcript has a single exon. NCBI's taxonomy places the organism in Eukaryota, Metazoa, Chordata, Mammalia, Eulipotyphla, Soricidae.